This is a messenger RNA of Fraxinus pennsylvanica, 2589 nucleotides long. NCBI's taxonomy places the organism in Eukaryota, Viridiplantae, Streptophyta, Magnoliopsida, Lamiales, Oleaceae. The record is from the annotation of a GenBank genome assembly.
AUGAGCAGCUGGAGAAAUUUAGUGCUUCGAAUUGGUGAGAAGUGCCCUGACUAUGGCGGAAAUGACGACUUCAAAGACCAUAUUGAGACGUGCUUUGGUGCCGUUCGCCGUGAAUUUGAGUACUCCGAGGACGAUAUUUUAGAGUUCCUUCUUCAGUGUGCCGAGCAAUUGCCUCACAAGAUACCUUUGUAUGGAACAUUGGUUGGUCUACUAAAUCUAGAGAAUGAGGAUUUUGUCACAAAAGUUGUAGAGAAUACUCAAGCUAAUUUGCAGGCUGCUUUGGACUCUGGAAAUUGUGACAGGAUCCGUGUAUUGAUGCGCUUUUUGACUGGCUUGAUGUGCAGCAAAGUUCUUCAACCGAGUUCUUUGGUGGUUUUGUUCGAAACGUUACUAUCAUCAGCGGCAACAACAGUGGAUGAUGAUAAAGGAAAUCCCUCUUGGCAAGCUCGUGCUGACUUUUAUAUAACUUGUAUUUUGUCGUGUCUCCCUUGGGGGGGAGGAGAACUGGUUGAGCAAGUUCCUGAGGAGAUUGAGAGGGUUAUGGCCGGCAUACAGGCAUACAUGAGCAUUAGAAGGCAUGUUUCUGACACCGGCUUCUCUGUCUUCGAGUAUAUUGAUGAAAGCAACCAAUCUGACAAUGAAAAAGAUUUCUUGGAGGACUUGUGGAUUCGGAUUCAAGAUCUUUCUAACAAUGGGUGGAAGCUUGAUAGUGUUCCAAGACCACAUCUUUCAUUUGAAGCGCAACUUGUUGCGGUGAAAUCUCAUGAUUUUGGUCCCAUAAGCUGCCCUGACCAUUCUGAUCCUCCUACUGCACUAUCUGGGAUUGCCUUUGGCAGACAAAAGCAUGAAGCUGAGUCAAAAUAUCCUCAAAGGAUACGGAGGCUUAAUAUAUUUCCUUCUAGUAAAUAUGAGGAUGUGCAGUCUAUAGAUCGGUUUGUUGUGGAAGAGUAUUUGUUGGAUGUGAUGUUGUUCUUAAAUGGCUGUCGAAAGGAAUGUGCUUCAUACAUGGUUGGGCUUCCUGUUUCCUUCCGAUAUGAAUACCUUAUGGCUGAGACAAUUUUCUCUCAGCUUCUUUUGUUGCCUCAGCCCCCAUUCAAGCCAAUGUAUUAUACUUUGGUCAUUAUUGACCUCUGUAAGGCUCUUCCUGGUGCCUUCCCGGCAGUUGUAGCAGGGGCAGUCCGUGCUCUUUUUGACAAAAUUGCUGAUUUAGACAUGGAGUGCCGUACACGCCUUAUCCUUUGGUUCUCACAUCACUUAUCAAAUUUCCAAUUCAUAUGGCCGUGGGAAGAAUGGGCUCAUGUCUUAGACCUCCCAAAAUGGGAUCCACAACGAGUAUUUGUCCAAGAAAUUUUGGAAAGAGAAGUGCGUUUGUCUUAUUGGGACAAAAUUAAGCAGAGCAUUGAGAGUGCCCCUGCCUUAGAAGAGUUACUUCCACCAAAAGGUACACCAAACUUCAAAUACAGUUCAGAAGACGGAGGUAAAACUGAGCAUGCCCUUUCCUCAGAACUUAUUGGCAUGGUGAAAGGAAGGCUAUCUUCACGUGAAAUUGUUUCAUGGGUUGAAGAUAGUGUGCUUGCCGUUCAUGGUUUGGAUAUCACACUCGGUGUUGUUGUUCAAACCCUUCUCAAUAUUGGAUCAAAAAGUUUCACACAUUUGAUCACUGUUUUGGAGAGAUAUGGUCAAGUCAUUUCAAGGAUUUGUUCAGAUCAGGACAAACAAGUUAUGCUGAUAUCUGAAGUGAGUUCAUUCUGGAGGAACAAUGCUCAAAUGACAGCUAUAGCCAUUGACAGAAUGAUGGGUUAUCGCCUUAUAUCUAAUUUGGCGAUUGUGAGAUGGGUUUUUUCACCAUCUAAUGUUGAUCAAUUUCAUAUUUCAGAUCGUCCAUGGGAGAUUCUGAGGAAUGCUGUGAACAAGACAUACAACCGUAUUUCUGAUCUAAGGAAGGAGAUGUCAUCCUUGAAAAGGAGUGUUUUAUCAGCUGAAGAAUCUGCAUCUAAAGCCAGAGCAGAGUUGUCGGCUGCUGAGUCAAAGCUUACACUUAUGGAUGGUGAACCUGUUCUUGGUGAAAAUCCUGUGAGAAUGAAGCGUUUGAAAUCUCAAGUUGACAAAGCAAACGAGGAGGAGGUAUCUGUUCGUGAAUCAUUGGAGGCAAAGGAGGCUCUUUUUGCAAAAGCUGUUGAUGAAAUUGAGGCUUUAUUUAUUUCCUUAUAUAAAAGUUUUUCCAACGUGUUGGUGGAACCCCUUCGUGAUGCAUUUAAAGAUGGAAUGUUGCGGCGGACUGAUGCAGCAGAUGAAAUGCCGAUUGAUGAUGAAGAUUCAUCUGCAAUGGAAUUGGACAAAGAGAGCGAAAAAUCAAAGAAAAGUCACUCCAACGGGGACAGGAGCGGAAAUGAUUAUACUGUUGGUGAAAAAGAGCAAUGGUGUUUAUCAACUCUGGGUUAUGUCAAAGCCUUCACCCGCCAAUAUGCUUCAGAGAUUUGGCCGCAUGUUGAGAAAUUAGAUGCUGAUGUGUUAUCGAAAGACGUGCAUCCACUUUUCCUAAAAGCCUUUUACGCCGGUCUGCGACGACCAAUGAGUGAUUUGGUGUAA